Sphaerulina musiva SO2202 is the source of this 801-nucleotide messenger RNA. RefSeq lists its product as uncharacterized. NCBI's taxonomy places the organism in Eukaryota, Fungi, Ascomycota, Dothideomycetes, Mycosphaerellales, Mycosphaerellaceae. Gene Ontology annotation, molecular function: malate transmembrane transporter activity. The record is from RefSeq and is a predicted model, not a curated record. Gene Ontology annotation, biological process: malate transmembrane transport. The transcript has 2 exons. Gene Ontology annotation, cellular component: membrane. The annotation marks the transcript as partial.
CGGUGGACUCGCGACCCGGCCAGCAUCCGACGCAGUUUCACCACACGGCCCGAAUGUUUCUUUUUCGGAUCUUUCUGGUUGACGCUGGCGACGAUGAUUUUGAAUAUGCAGAAAUUUGCCGUGCCGCACACGGGUGCGUGGAUGCUGGUGACGGUGCGUGUGUUGUUUUGGAUGUAUGCGGCUGUGUCGCUGCUCAGUGCUUCUGUGCACAUGGUGGUGAUUGCGCGAUGGGUGCCGGUCAAAGCGGUCGAGUUUCCGGCGGCGGCGUUUAUUCUGAUUUUGAAUGCCAUGCUCACGGGCACGGUGGCGGGGGAUAUUGCGGGUGAUCAACCUCCGGAUCAGAGAUUGCCCAUCAUGGUCGCGGGAGUGGCAUAUCAAGGCUUGGGGUGGAUCAUGUGUGUGAUUUUCCUGACCUUUACCAUUGGGAAUUUGUUGGAGAAUGGUUGGCCCAUGGUGAAUCUGAGGACGGGACUUUUCAUCAUGGUGGGGACUUCGAGCUUUACCAUCGUGGCUCUCAUUAGCAUUGCGAGAGCUGCGCCAAUGGGUUAUGGGUACUUUGCUACGCAUCCGACUGCAGGCGAAGUAGUUCUGAUCUUGGCAACUUGGGUGGGGGUGUUUCUCUGGUUAUUCACCUUCUUCGUCUUCCUGCUAGCUUUCAUGAUCACAAUGGCCACGGUGUUCAGGAAGGAGGACGGGAGAUGGAAGCUGGGUUUGAGUUGGCACAACUCUGCAUGGACUGUUGUCUUCCCAAACGUGGGCUUCACGAUCAGUACGAUAUACCUUGGGCAAGAGUUGGAGAGC